This is a messenger RNA of Alternaria triticimaculans, 693 nucleotides long. RefSeq lists its product as uncharacterized. The record is from RefSeq and is a predicted model, not a curated record. Lineage: Eukaryota; Fungi; Ascomycota; Dothideomycetes; Pleosporales; Pleosporaceae. The coding region runs from base 1 to 693 and encodes 230 amino acids. The transcript has 3 exons.
AUGGGCUGCUUUUGCAGUACACCGUUCGAGGCAAAUUGGAACAAAACCGUGAAAGGGAAGUGCUUCAUAAAGACCAGCUCGCCCCUCACGUACAGUCAGGGAGUUGCCAACUGUGUCACUGAUGUGAUUUACGUUGUUGCCCCCAUCAUAUACCUGUCCACCAUCCAGUUACCAAGGCGCACUCAAUGGGGUUUGCGCAUCGUCUUCUGUCUUGGCCUUAUUGCGACCGCUUGUUCAGUUGCAAAGACCGUUGAGCUUUCCGCAUUGAUGAAGACAGCCGAUCCAACAUGGGACGGUGUCAACCUCGCCAUCUGGUCCGCAUCGGAACUCUCGGUCGGUAUACUUGUCGCGUCUCUACCCGCACUCCGAAAGCAAUUCGACAGCUUCUUCCGCCGCAUUCUCUCGUCGACCUUUCUGGGAAUGGGAUCCAAGACGGGGUCUGAUAGCAACGGAAUACCACUGUAUAACGUCGGACCACCCCUUACCGUUGGCAGCCGACCAACGAGAGGCCGUUCGCUAUUCCAAAGAGACGGUCUCGAUGAUGGAGAUAGUGAGAAGUGCAUACUGGACGAUUCAGAGCUGCCUGGAAAGCGCGAAAUAACGAGAACGAUCGUACAUGAGAUACGUAGUGAGGACAGGAGCAACGCACAGGUCCAAGAUCGGGUACACAACAUGUACGGCCAGCUUCAGUGA